Molecule: messenger RNA, 597 nt
Organism: Microdochium trichocladiopsis
Lineage: Eukaryota; Fungi; Ascomycota; Sordariomycetes; Xylariales; Microdochiaceae
Exons: 2
Coding region: 1-597 (198 amino acids)
Source: RefSeq, a predicted model, not a curated record
AUGGUGAGCAGGCAAGGGACCUGUACCGGUAGCCGCGACCAGUUGCCCGCCUCGCCGUCGCUUGGUGUCGUCUUCGAUAGUCGUGGUGGUGGUGGUGCUCGUCGUCGUCGUCGUCGUCGUCGUCGUCGAGUGGUGGGUCUGGAGGUGGUUGUUGGUGGUGAUGCUGGGGAGGAGCGCAGCCUGCAGGCUGCUGCCGCUGCGCGAGGAACUUUGCAGCCCGCACUCAUCUCACCAGAGGCCGCAGCUGCCCCACCAGGGCCCAUCCGCUUGAUCACCCGCAUCCACUCUGCCCAGCAAGGGCCACAGCCCGCCCCUCCGUUGUCCGUCUACCCGUCUUGGUGGCACCUCUGCAUCGACAGAAGCUUCACAACCACGCCAUUUGCAUCCCUCGGCGGCAGUCGCGCAGGCGGGGAGACAGCAAGAGAGAGAGAAAAGAGAGAGAGAACCGCUUCGAGGCACGCAGGCUUACUUGCCAUCACCACCAGCCCUUCAGCGGCCACCCCCCUGGCGCCGUCGCCGGCCUACACGACUCAGGCACAACAAGACAAUCGUCUCGUGUCUGGAGCUGCCCCGGUCCCGCCAUUGCCCAGCGCUUGA